Molecule: messenger RNA, 1137 nt
Organism: Pediculus humanus corporis (human body louse)
Lineage: Eukaryota; Metazoa; Arthropoda; Insecta; Psocodea; Pediculidae
Exons: 5
Coding region: 1-1137 (378 amino acids)
Source: RefSeq, a predicted model, not a curated record
AUGUACAACAUCCACCAAACCACCGCCAAAGACAUUUUAAAAGAUUUAAAUUUAUUAUUGAAAUUUGAAAAUCCUCAAGAUAAAUAUCAAAUACGUAAUCAACUCAUACAAAUAAUGAAAAAUAAUCAUUUAUUUAAUCCAAAUAGUUUUUAUUAUCAUCCCUACGAUCCGAACAUAUACGAAGGUUCACCAUCGUUUCGUUCAAACACGGUCGGAUUGAGAGAUAAUAACAAAUUGGAAGAUUCCAAUAAAAACGGCGGGGGUAAAUAUUUAUCACCACCAUCAUCAUCAUCAUCAUCAUCACCGAUUGAAAAUGUCAACAAUUUAAAUCGUAUAUUGGGAGAAGUCGAAAGCGUACUCAAAGGAAAACCGGCUAAUGUAGAUGAAGUUGAUGUUACGGAUGUGAUGAAUCAAAAAGAAUUAAACGAUACCGCAGCCAUAUUGUUACAAAAAGAAAUGACCGCCGCACCGGAUACGAUAAAAACUAAAAUAGAUAAAUACGUUAUUCCGGUUUUGUCGGAAUUAUCCGACGCUUUGGGAACAAUCAACAAAACGGACAUUUAUAACGCUCACAACGGUAACGUAAAUUCAAACCAGACGACAACAAAUGUUGGCAACGGUACGAAUUUAACAAACGGUACGACUUUAACGAACGGUACGAACAAUUUAACUAAUGGUACGAACAAUAUAACCAAUGGUACCAACGUUAACAAAACGUCAACAUCGAAAAAAGCGGAUUCCGCUAAAUUACACAAUAUGAAAAUAGAUCGGGGUUGCAUUCCUCAAGGUCUAUGGUCGAGUAAUUCAUUAGGAAUCGAUUUAAAUUUAACAAUUUUACCCAAUUUAAUGUUAAAAAUAGAACUUAAAUCUUUAAAAAAAAGUGGAAUCAUUGAUAAAAAUUGGUUUUUGGAAGGUAUAUCAAUGUCGAAAAAAGGGGGACCACUUAUUAUCAUUGGUCUCGAUCCUCCUAAACGAAAAAUUGCCGUUUUUAUCGGUCAAUGUAAAAUUUGUCAAAGUGAAGAUUAUCUUUUUGGCGUUUGGACAUUUUCUAACUGUGCUGCAAAAUGUACAGAUGUAUGGUCAGCAAUGGAAUCAAAAAUGGAUGUUUUUAAAAGGAUUUGCGCAGAAAAUAAAUGA